GUGUGCCGUCCACCGUCUGACGGAAGUAUUACUACUUAAAAUAGAAUAUUUGCAGCUCAAAUUAUUAAGUCUUCAAUUAAUAAAUAAUAAUAUUUGUCGGAACAGCUACUUAAACUUAACAACCGAACUUAAACAAACAACGUCUUCACCACACCAAACCAAAUGGGUUCCUUAAUGCGCAAGUGCACCACCAGCAACAGCAACAAAAGCAACAGCAAUGCAAACAACAGUAGAAACAAAGCAUCGGUAGGCUAUCAACUCUUUAUGUAUCAGGAGGAGCUGCGCCGCGGCAAUACACGUGGUCUAAGCGUCGCCAAAUCGAAGAUCUCUCUCACUGAGUCCCUAAUACGCGAGAACGUGCAGAAUUUAAACAACCGCAGUGACGAAGAUCUGCGCGUCAUAAGUCGAGAAAUGUCAUUCAAGAAGCAUCUGCAGAAGCAAGUCUCACGUUAUUCAAAGCUUAUCAAAUUAGCAAUGGGUGUGGAGCGGAAGGCCAUCAAAGAUUCUACGUCUAUUAGUAGUACAGCGGUACAUUCGCGCGUGAAGUAGUCGUCAUCUAUUAUUUAAGCAUCUCUGUUAACUUAG
Messenger RNA from Bactrocera latifrons, 585 nucleotides. RefSeq lists its product as uncharacterized. The record is from RefSeq and is a predicted model, not a curated record. The transcript has a single exon. The coding region runs from base 163 to 549 and encodes 128 amino acids. Lineage: Eukaryota; Metazoa; Arthropoda; Insecta; Diptera; Tephritidae.